Aureobasidium subglaciale EXF-2481 is the source of this 1275-nucleotide messenger RNA. RefSeq lists its product as uncharacterized. The record is from RefSeq and is a predicted model, not a curated record. NCBI's taxonomy places the organism in Eukaryota, Fungi, Ascomycota, Dothideomycetes, Dothideales, Saccotheciaceae. The coding region runs from base 1 to 1275 and encodes 424 amino acids. The transcript has 2 exons.
AUGAGUUACAAUCCCUUUCCGCACCAUCUAGACCCUAGACUUUGGCAGAUGAACCCUACAAUAUGGCAAAGACUCCCUGAAGAACUCAAGACCACGAUCGCCGCCGAAGCAGACGACAAGGAAAUUCCAACCCAGCGCGCCGUCAGCAAAGCUUUCAAAAAGCAGACUCAGAAGCGCUUUCUUGAUAACUUCAAGACCAGACGUGCCCCGUUGACCAAGAAUGGCCUGCAAAACCUGCUUUCUGCCGCCGAACAUGCCGAAUUUGGCCCUCAGAUUGACACAGUGAUUCUGGUUGUCGAUUGCAAAAGACGCAAUAUCGCCGCGUACCAUAACCUGUACCGACAGGCUUUGGCUUCGCUCAGUGCCAUCGGAAAUGUUAGCCGUCUGGGUAUCCGUUGGUGUCCCUCCCCAGGCGGCGAGACCGUCACCCCUCACAUCGCGGGCAGUCGUCUGGUAGCACAACUGGACAAGUUUGUGUACAGCGCUGCUCGUGCCGUGGGCUUGGGUCGCAGCGAAAUGAUCAUCGAGCUGCCAGAAGCACCCCUAGCCAUCGGCUCCCUCUGCCACACAUCCGAUGAUUACAGCAAAAUCAGUCAAUGGAUGCUCAGAAUCCAGGUCGGAUUCUCCUCUUUCGGCAAUCCUUCGGGCAUUAAGAUCACUCUUCAAUUCUACGACACUUCUCCAUAUCGCUGGGUUGUACCCUCAGUCGCAGUGACCUACCACGGUCAGGGAGCUCUGCAAAAGAUGGUCUGCCAUGGCUUAACCGCCUACCAUUACCAGACCUUUAAGAGCGUGUGUCACUUCUUCCACGAGAAGAUAGAGAUGUACCACUGCGAUAUCGACGACCGCCUGUUCAGUACCGCCAACCCAGUCCUCCGAAGCAUUACCAUCGAAGACUCGACGGUCUACGGCACCAACCUCGUAUAUCCCCCCAACAGCCCCUCUGGAUACACCGGUGCUAAUGUCAACCGCCUGUUGGCUCACAACUUCCUGUUCCACCCUAACCUGGAGCACCUCAGGCUCAAGAACAUCCGCCUGGGCACCCGGCAGUGGAUCAACGUCGGUGCCCACACCUUUGACGUUAGGGGUGUCGCUAAGCUUGCUGUUGCCAUCCCUAAGCUGCUGGAGGGAUAUCGUGGCUGGGAGAUUGCGUUCUGGUGUACCGACGACCCGGGCAUCAGGGUCAGGAUGCUGCGCAAGUGGCAGGGAAGUGGUAUGGGUAGUGGUAUGUUGGAUAACCUCCACAUACCACUACUCCACUACUACGAUGAGUAG